This is a messenger RNA of Penicillium verrucosum, 246 nucleotides long. RefSeq lists its product as uncharacterized. NCBI's taxonomy places the organism in Eukaryota, Fungi, Ascomycota, Eurotiomycetes, Eurotiales, Aspergillaceae. Bases 1 to 246 code for a protein of 81 amino acids. The transcript has a single exon. The record is from RefSeq and is a predicted model, not a curated record.
AUGUUCGAUCCUGAACUCCAAAGGAUCGACAAUGACCGUUUCAAUCUUCCAUACGAUAUCGAUCUCAUCGGCUCCUCGGUUGCGGGAUCGAUCCUUCAUAUGAGUGACUUACGUCGAGUACUACAAAACAGAUCCCAAGUGACCAUCUUCACCACUUCUUGCUACUCCGGCGGCUGGCUAGUGCUCCCCGACAUAAAUCGUCAGCAGCUCAACGCAACAGCGAAAAGUCAUUACGCAGAAGUAUGA